Messenger RNA from Saccoglossus kowalevskii, 1527 nucleotides. RefSeq names its product putative GPI-anchored protein PB15E9.01c-like. The record is from RefSeq and is a predicted model, not a curated record. NCBI's taxonomy places the organism in Eukaryota, Metazoa, Hemichordata, Enteropneusta, Harrimaniidae.
AUGGAAGGCACCCGGGCGCAAACUGUAACGAAGGAACUAUCGUCGCCGAUCCCAUCCCCUCGGCGUGAUGCGAUUGACCCUGAAGCCAAAAAACAACAACUCGCUAGAUUUCUACGAGAUUCCGACAACUAUGUUGGACGCUACACCGUGUCACCGUCAGAAUCAUCCAAAGAAGAUUACGCCACUCGUCUCACACAACUGUCCUCUAAUUUGAGUUUCCAUAACGAUUGGUUUUCUGACAACAAGAGUGAGUCGUCAGUUUCACUCGGAGAAACACCUUUGUACGACGUUGAGGGUAGUAUAACGACUUUUAGGUCAACUACAGGGACCGACUCUCAAUCAGUUACAUCUUUACCGAAUCGCCACAGAACAGCCACACACCGACGAAAACUGAUUUCUCCUUCCGUGUCCAGCGAAAAAACUGUGAGUGAUGAGUGUACUGACUCGUGGACACUGAUAUCAGACCGUUCAUCUAGACAUUCUGCUAUAAAUAGCUUGUCAGACAGCGACUUGGAUGAAUCGAUUAUAAGUCUCGUGUCUUCGGAGUUGUCCGAUGGUUCCGAUUCAUGUACGACUAUAUCCGACAGUUCCAACUCGUGGACGACAAUAUCCGAGGACUCAAGUUGUGAUGAUGAAAUUGAAAAUAUGAUGCGACGUAGGAGAAGAAAUAUAUCGUACGCCAAAUCUGCUCCUCACGUAUUACCGUACACGUUACAAACAAGAACGGAGCAAAUGAAUAAGGAAAUGAACGUGAUGCGCGCACGUUAUCGUAAUUUAUCUUUUGGGGGAAGACCGGAGUGGAACGGGAGCAUGAGCAUAAAGUCCCACUCUACUGGUCUCAGAAAGGUCAUUCAUCCAAAACCAACAUAUCGAUCUACCGUAUCUAUGAGUAACUAUGGCAACAACAUUAAAUAUCGUCCCACAUACUUUAAACGCAGUACUCUGCGUCCAAAGUAUGAGCUGUUUUUGAAGAACCAAAAGAAGAGGCUGUCAGCACUUGAUUUGAACAGUUCGAUAUCUACCAGUAGAAAGUAUGCGUCGUUUUUAAAGAACAAAACCAAGAUGUCAACAGAUAAUUCGAUCAAUUCCCCUUCAACGAGCUCAAGAUAUGCUUCAUUUUUAAAGAACAAAAACAAGAUGUCAACAUAUGACGAUUCGAUCAGGUAUUUUUAUACGAGUACACCAAAACCAACGAGAGGUAGUACUUUUCACCGCGACGUGUCUCGCGCCAGACGAGAUGAGCACCGACCUUGGAAUCGGACCAAUGAACGUAUGUUCUCUCCAGUUAGCGAUACCCCACUUUAUUUGUCUAACAUCGAAGGAACAUUUUCCUCCAGUUAUAACCACAAUCCUCUUGAAUCGAUGAUGGCGCCCUCUCUCGGUUUUGUCGGACCAUCAAUUUCUUCGGAGGCGUUAUUCUUGCCGCUCUCUGACAAUGCAUAUUGUAGCGACGAACGAUCAUAUAAUUUUGAACCGGCGCUCUCUGCCGGUAAUAGUUAUCGUUUUGUUUCUUCGCGUUUCAAAUAA